This is a messenger RNA of Hevea brasiliensis (rubber tree), 1453 nucleotides long. RefSeq names its product triacylglycerol lipase 2. The transcript has 9 exons. Lineage: Eukaryota; Viridiplantae; Streptophyta; Magnoliopsida; Malpighiales; Euphorbiaceae. The record is from RefSeq and is a predicted model, not a curated record. Gene Ontology annotation, biological process: lipid metabolic process. Gene Ontology annotation, molecular function: hydrolase activity, acting on ester bonds. Bases 32 to 1258 code for a protein of 408 amino acids.
UCAAGAACAAACAAAGGCAAAGUAGUAUAAUAUGAUGGCUCUCCAUGGCAUGCCAAUUCUGUUUGCUGGAUUUGCUUUCUUUGUUUUUAAUCUUUUCUUGAUGCUUAUGUCCCAUCAAGCCUAUGGCAUUUGGGAUCCCCCUGCAGUUAUUGGUUUAUGUGAUUCAUCUGUGAGAGUUUAUGGUUACAAAUGCCAUGAGAUUAAUGUGAAAACCCAAGAUGGAUACAUACUUGGCGUGACAAGAAUACCAAAUGGGCGUAGUGCGAGUGGAGAUAAUGUUACCAGGACGCCUGUUCUAUUACAGCAUGGAGUUCUUGUGGAUGGGAUGUCAUGGCUUAUGAAUAAACCAGAACAAAAUUUACCCAUGAUUUUGGCUGAUAAAGGAUUUGACGUUUGGAUUGCUAACACCAGAGGGACCAGAUAUAGCAGACGACACACCUAUCUCCAACCCAGUCAAUCGGAAUUCUGGAAUUGGUCAUGGGAUGAAUUGGCAGCCUACGAUCUCCCAGCACUUUUUGACUAUGUGCACAACCAGACGGGGCAGAAGCUACAUUACGUGGGUCAUUCCCUGGGAACUUUGAUAGCUUUGGCAUCUUUCUCAGAAAGGUUGCUGGUGGACAAGUUGAAGUCAGCUGCCUUGUUAAGCCCAAUUGCUUACUUAAGCCACAUGAAAACUGCACUCGGUGUUGUUGCUGCUAAAGCAUUUGUUGGUGAGGUCGGUAAAAUGUUCGGCCUUAAAGAGUUCAAUCCUAAAGGGGAGGAAGCAACAAGAUUUCUUAGAUAUGUGUGUGCUCAUCCAGAAGUCGACUGCUAUGAUUUGUUAACUGCAAUUACUGGCAAGAACUGCUGCCUCAAUACUUCCACUGUAAAUCUCUUCUUGAAGAAUGAACCUCAAUCCACAGCAACCAAGAACAUGGUGCAUCUGGCUCAAACUGCUCGAGAUGGAGUUGUAGCAAAAUACAACUAUGGGAAUCCUAGCGACAAUUUGAUACAUUAUGGAACUGUCAAACCUCCAAUUUAUAAGCUAUCAGACAUCCCCCCAAAGCUUCCUCUCUUCAUCAGCUAUGGAGGACAAGAUGCUCUAUCUGAUGUCCGAGAUGUUGAGCAAUUACUUGACGAUCUCAAGCUCCAUGAUGUCCUCAAGUUCACAGUACAGUUCGUUAAGGAUUAUGCUCAUGCUGAUUUCAUCAUGGGGGUCAAUGCUGCGGAUGUUGUUUACAAUCAAGUCUAUAAAUUUUUCAUGAAUCAUCGUUUCUAAAAAUCUGGAAUCUAAACCGAUGUUUUCUUGAUAAUAAUAAAUUAUUAUAUAUCAUGAUUUUAUCCCAAAGCAAUUAACUUGGGAAAUAAUGUACACAGCUCACUGGGGCUAAUAACAGCAGUAUAUUUGAGCUGUUCAGCUGAAAUUUUUAAAAAGUAAUAUAUAUGAAGGACAAGCAGACCACUUUCAAAUUCA